GAGCUGCAGGUGGACGAUGUGGCUAUGCCCAUGUGCGCGCUGGAAUGGGCGUGAUUGGCGUCUGCGUUCUGCACCUGCCCCGCACCUGGCAACGCGCUCUCUCCCGGAGUUGGACUCCAUACACACCUUUCAGCUCGCUCCCUUUUGCCUCGUGCCAUCGCCCUCUCUCCUCUCGGCUCCGAUCAUGUCAUCGCCGGCGCCAACUCGUUACCACGCUCUUCCCCAGCAAGAGAUUCACCAGCGGCAUCUGGCAUCUCCUACACACAGGCAUGUGACGUACAACAACUAUCAGCGCUGGUUCAAUUUUUCUCUCCUGGUCCUUUUUCUCGAGUUCGGUCUUUUAAUUGUAGUGGUCGCCGUUGCGCUUCUAGCUAUCUUCGCUCAAGUCCCCUCACGCAAUGUCAUUCCAAGCGGAGGACCACUGAAAAUCGUGCCUCGGCCUUCUAACUCAAAGUACAUUCUUGAUCCUAAUUGGGAUGUCGCUGCCGCUGUCCGUACAAGAGAGUAUCACUGGAUUAUACAAGACGCUGAACGCAACCCUGACGGUGUCUACCGACCGAUGAUCCUUAUCAAUGGCGAGUUCCCAGGGCCUCUAAUCGAAUGCAACCAAGGAGAUACUAUCACUGUCUACAUUGAGAAUCAAUCCACCAAUUCGACUUCCUUCCAUUGGCACGGGAUCUACCAGAAUGGUAGCAAUUGGAUGGACGGUACCGCCGGUAUAACCCAGUGCCCCGUAGCCUCUGGGUCAAGCAUGACUUACAACUUCACCAUCGACGGACAAGCGGGAACUUACUGGUACCAUGCACAUAUGACCACCCAAGGCUCCGAUGGGUUGGCUGGACCCUUCAUCAUUCAUUCCAAGAAUGAGCGUGACAUGCAGCAGCUACAGUAUGCAACUGAUCAAGUUAUCAUGAUCCAAGACUAUUAUCAUGAUUUAACAAGCGCUUUGCUACCGCAUUAUCUGGCGCCAGAUCGCGAAAACGCCGAACCUGUUCCCGAUGGAGGACUCAUCAACGGCAAGAAUGUUCGCAACUGCGAUACUCUCUUAAAUCGUCGGUGUGAUAACUCCACUUCUUCCCUAUCUGUGUUUGAACUUGAUGAGAACAAGAAACACCGUCUGCGUAUCAUCAAUACAGGAGCGUUUGCGGAGUUUCAGGUCCAGAUCGACGAGCAUGAAUUUGCCGUGACAGAAGCCGAUGGCACUGAUCUAUGGCCAACGUACCAUCACCGUCUUAACAUUAGCCCCGGUCAGCGAUAUAGCAUAGUUCUGACUACGAACGUCAGCUCUGCCGGGUUUUUCUGGAUGCGAGCGAAAAUGGUGACUGCUUGUUUCGCUGAGGAGAACCUCAGUCUGGCUUCUGAGGUUCGAGCAAUUGUGGCAUACAAGCCCGCCAAAGACAGUAACAGGACGCACCGUCCAUCCAGCAUUGAAUGGGGUGAUCCCACGGAUAUGCAGUGUCUCGAUAUGAACGCCACCGAACUUCGGCCAGUAGUUUCUUUACGCGCUCCGUCAGCUGCAGACACACUCAUUCAUUUGCGCUCCAACUUUGAGAUUGGCUCGUGGCGGCUCAGCCGUGGCUAUUUCAAUAGCUCUUCUUGGAGGCCUAAUUUUUCGUCUCCUUCGUUAUACCGCCUGGUAUCUGGUCACCAAAGUAAAAAUUCCAGUUUCAUCAAUUCUAUGUCCGUACCGUAUGGUAUAAACUCCGAAGGUUUUGAUACCACUGUCGAACUUGUCUAUCAAACCACCGGAAUUCGAACGGUCGACAUCCUUGUCUCAAACUUCGACGACGGCAGUCACCCAUUACAUAUGCACGGAUAUAAAUUCUUUGUUCUUUCUUCUGGCCAUGGUUAUCCUCCAGUAGACUUGAUGCAAAAUUUGGACUUGUCAAAUCCACUUCGCAGAGACACAGCUAGUGUUGAGGCUUUUGGCUGGAUCUUACUGAGGUUUGUGGCAGAUAACCCAGGGAUCUGGGCAUUUCACUGCCACUUUACCUGGCACACUGAAGCGGGCAUGUUGAUGCAAUUUGCGACAAGAGCCGACGAAAUGGCAACUUUUAAUGUACCCGACGAGCAUCACAAUAUGUGUGAGGCCAAAGGGUUGAACAAGGGAGCUGCCCCAGACGACAGUACAUGGUUCGGAGAUUUUGGAAACUUCCAUCAAGGCGAUAAAUCCAAAUAAGGGAUAUAGUGGCUUUGAGACAAUCACUACGAAGCUGCUUUGUAUACCUGCAAGCCAGUUUAGAACUCACGACCCAUCCAUGAUAAAAUCGUAGGGAAUAAGAACACUUAAUUAUGAUAUGUACAUUAUAAUGCCAUCUCCUUCGUUGCUGUUCUUACAUCCAUCGA
This is a messenger RNA of Aplosporella prunicola CBS 121167, 2346 nucleotides long. Its product is annotated as multicopper oxidase. NCBI's taxonomy places the organism in Eukaryota, Fungi, Ascomycota, Dothideomycetes, Botryosphaeriales, Aplosporellaceae. Bases 17 to 2179 code for a protein of 720 amino acids. The transcript has a single exon. The record is from RefSeq and is a predicted model, not a curated record. Gene Ontology annotation, molecular function: oxidoreductase activity; copper ion binding.